Messenger RNA from Monoraphidium neglectum, 357 nucleotides. RefSeq lists its product as hypothetical. Gene Ontology annotation, biological process: carbohydrate metabolic process. Lineage: Eukaryota; Viridiplantae; Chlorophyta; Chlorophyceae; Sphaeropleales; Selenastraceae. Bases 1 to 357 code for a protein of 118 amino acids. Gene Ontology annotation, molecular function: beta-glucosidase activity. The transcript is spliced from 4 exons. The record is from RefSeq and is a predicted model, not a curated record.
AUGACGCCAUAUGCGCUGCGCCCGGCCCAGGUCGAGGGCGCCUGGAACGAGAGCGGACGCUCGCCAAGCGUGUGGGACACCCUUACCCACACUCCAGGCAAGGUGAAGAACAAUGACAACGGCGACGUGGCUUGCGACCACUUCCACAAAUUCAGGGAGGACUUCAAGCUGAUGAAGGACCUUGGGAUCAAGAAUUACAGGUUUUCGUUCUCCUGGAGCCGCAUCCUGCCGGACGGCGUCCGCGGCUCGGGCGUCAAUUUCCAAGGGAUUGCCUUUUACAACGCCAUGAUUGACUCCAUGAUUGAGAAUGAGUACAAUUGUCUGUUGCGGCAACCCCGUCACUCUGUCCUCCGCUGA